GGGUGUGUAGGGUCAUCCACAAUGCUGGUUGCUUUGCAGAUGCAGUGUUAUUUGUAAAUGUCUUUGAUGGAGGGAAGAGAGACCCCGAUGAUCUUCUCAGCUGUCCUCACUAUCCUCUGCAGGGCUUUGCGGUCUGAAACGGUGCAAGUCCCAAACCAGGCAGUGAUGCAGCUGCUCAGGAUGCUCUCAAUAGUCCCUCUAUAGAAUGUAGUGAGGAUGGGGGUGGGAGAUGUGCUUUCCUCAGCCUUUGAAGAAAGUAGAGAUGCUGCUGGGCUUUCUUGGUAAUAGAGCUGGUGUUGAGGGACCAGGUGAGGUUCGAGCAUUGCUGCACAGUCGUAAGUCAGCGGAGUGAACAGCAGUGGACUGAGCACACAGCCCUGGGGGGCCCCAGUGCUCAGUGUGGUGGUGGUGGAGAUGCUGUUCCCAAUCCGGACUGACUGAGGUCUCCCAGUCAGGAAGUCCAGGAUGGCAUGCUGGAUGUUGGUGAGGGCGUUGAUGACUUCGGCCAGCGGUGAAGGCUCCAUAGCGGCGCUCUCCUCCAAACCCGGGUUCUCGGCACCACUGUGAACUGGUUUGAUUGGAGCAAUGGAGGAGUCAGGAGACAACGAGGCAGGUUCAAGGCUAUGUGGACUCUGUGCAGUGCAGACACUGAAUGAGAUGAUUGCUCCGCUGGAUGCAGUGGUGAGAUUUGCUGUAGUGUCCCAUGCUGCUCCUGUGCCUUACGUAAGGCCCAGAAUACUAGAGAAAGGAUCAGGCAGACUCAUUCUGAAGGCAGCAAAACACCCCUGUGUUGAAGCCCAUGAUGAUGUGGCUUUCAUUCCCAAUGAUGUUAUUUUUUCAAGGGGCAAGGAGAUGUUUCAUACCAUCACAGUCUGUUUAGGUCCAAAUAUGGGUGGCAAGUCUACCUAUAUCCAUCAGGUGUGUGACCAGAGCUUUGGAAUUCACGUGGCAGAGCUUGCUAUCUUCCCCAAACAUGUGACUGCUAAUGCACUGGAGAAGGCUUUGGAGCUUGAGGAGUUCCAGGAUAUCUCCAGAGCCAGGGAAAAGGGGGCAGAGGCUGGACCUGAAGCCAAGAAGCGCUGCCUCAAGAAACAGGAUGGAGAGAAGAUCAUUGAAGCUUUCCUGGCUAAGGUUAAAUUCAUGCCUGCUGAUGGCAUGACUGAUGAAGCUGUCAAAGAAGAGCUAUAUAAACUGAGGGCAGGGGUCAUCAGCCAAAACAUCAGCUUUGUUAAUGAGAUAGUGUCAUGUCCUGGAAAAAUUAAAACCAGCCUUAACCUUGUGGGAUAUCUUUGUCUAAGUGGUCAAAAGCAUUUGUGUAAAACUGUUUAUGAUAAAAUGGAAAUGCAUAUAAUCUAUAGUAGAUUAGAAAAAAAAUUCAAUUUUAAAGCCAUCUCUUUCUUUUCACAUUCUUGAA
Xyrauchen texanus (razorback sucker) is the source of this 1414-nucleotide messenger RNA. Its product is annotated as DNA mismatch repair protein Msh2-like. Gene Ontology annotation, cellular component: nucleus; MutSalpha complex. The coding region runs from base 586 to 1413 and encodes 275 amino acids. Lineage: Eukaryota; Metazoa; Chordata; Actinopteri; Cypriniformes; Catostomidae. The record is from RefSeq and is a predicted model, not a curated record. Gene Ontology annotation, biological process: mismatch repair; mitotic recombination; somatic recombination of immunoglobulin genes involved in immune response. Gene Ontology annotation, molecular function: ATP-dependent DNA damage sensor activity; ATP binding; mismatched DNA binding. The transcript has 5 exons.